ACUCCCUGGAAUAUUAUCAUCGUCGCUAGAGAUUGUGGCUCAGGCAGCUGGGCAUAGUUAUUUCGUUUCACCAUGAAUUUAGGUCAACGACACUCAAAACCGACCUCAGACAAUCCAAUACUACCACUAAAAAACUCGGAUAUCUGGCCACCCUCUCGUCUGUCCCUCACGAAACGCUACACCCGAGUUGUCGUCGUCGUGAUUGGAGCGCUUGGGCUCCUCUUCUUUUUCUAUGGCCGGGAAGCGGGAAAAAUUGAAAUACCUUCUAUACGAUCUGGCACGGUUCCUCCUCUGUACGAGAAGUAUCAUGAAUAUGAGCGACAUCUACCACAGCAUAACCUUUCUCUACCUUUUCCUGAGGGUCGGGAUGCGAAGUUCUUUUGGGCAGCAAAUCACGUCACUGGCUCUGGAUGGGGCAAUGCUAUGCAGGAACUCAUCGUGAAUGCUCAUCUCGCGCGCGUCACAAAACGCGCGUUCGUUUUUGAUAACUUUACAUGGGACCAGGACGGUCCCGACUACUCCGAGUAUAACGGAAAGCUUAUUCCUUCUCGAAUACCUCUCUCCGCUAUGAUCAGUGGCCCCAUAAUUGGCGCUACGUCACCACCAGGGGACGACGUCCCACGUUCAGUCUCAAGAGAGUAUUUUAAGAAGGUCUGCCCCAACCCCACAAUCAUAGACAGCGCUGUGAUAAACGAAGAAUUACGGACGAAUUCUAAUGUGCCUGCAUCGUACAUAUUCGACAAGUGGGUAGAGAAACUGAACUCAAUAGAUGAUCCGUGCGUAGAGAUUCAGCGGGGAUCAUACCAGCUAUUUGAAAUUUGGAUAUUUGGUUCCAGACGGAUCCUGUCUCUCUGGCCCACACUCUCUAAAUCGCCCAUGCUGUUGCAGUUCUCCUGGUCACCCCUAAUCCUUAACGCCUUCACUGAGAACGAGCACCUGAUCAGCUCCAAACCUAGUUCCUCCCGUUUUCCUUACUUCACUGAGACAUAUCCCACUCUGCCUCCUCCUGAGACUCAUGACUUAACGCCACUUCUCACACCUCCUCACAUUGACCCCAUUCGUGGACUACUUGUCCUUCACAUACGACGUGGAGAUUUUCAGGGCCACUGUCAGCAUCUCGCUAAUUGGUCAGCGGACUGGAAUGGACUUAAUGCCUUUCCAUCAUUACCUGACAAAUUCGAUAGACCGACUGAUGGAGGGUGGGGUGAAACCAGCGAUGAGAACAUGCAAAUGUACCUCAAAAAGUGUUUCCCGAGCAUUGAACAAAUUGUUGAAAAAAUUCAAGAAGUACUGGCCGACCAGGACAGGCUGUAUGGUAAAGCCAGAGAGCUGAAGAGAAUUUACAUAAUGACAAAUGGAGCCAUGGAAUGGGUAAACGAGCUCAGGAGUGCCCUCAUGAAUAUCAAAAAAUGGGAGUCUGUGGUGAGCAGCAGAGAGCUCCAACUCAGCUGGGAAGCCAAGUACGUGGCCCAGACCGUAGACAUGUUGAUAGGACAACGUGCACAAGUUUUCAUUGGGAAUGGCUUUUCAAGCUUGACCUCCAAUAUUGUCAUGUUCCGAAUGCUAAGGGAACUCCCACACGAUGACACGAGGUUUUGGUGAAUUUUAUGGCAUAACCCCUUUCAUUUACAAUAUCAUGCACACUAUUAUCCAUCAAGUAGCACUACCUCACCCUUGCCAACCGCUUCAAAGUUUCACCGGGUCGACUCAUAAAACACAUGCAUUAGUCUCCAAUUCAUCCUCUUCCGUCGCCCUCUUACUUGAAACAUUGAAACAUUUCUGACCAAUCUGGCCUUUGACACUCAUGGCACUACAAUCGGUAAUCACGCCGCAUACCUUCACAUUCAUUUCAUGCUGUUGGCCACGAACUCU
Serpula lacrymans var. lacrymans S7.9 is the source of this 1872-nucleotide messenger RNA. RefSeq lists its product as uncharacterized. Lineage: Eukaryota; Fungi; Basidiomycota; Agaricomycetes; Boletales; Serpulaceae. Bases 73 to 1602 code for a protein of 509 amino acids. The record is from RefSeq and is a predicted model, not a curated record. The transcript has 6 exons.